This is a messenger RNA of Labeo rohita (rohu), 2076 nucleotides long. RefSeq names its product trans-L-3-hydroxyproline dehydratase. The coding region runs from base 153 to 1190 and encodes 345 amino acids. The transcript has 6 exons. Gene Ontology annotation, molecular function: hydro-lyase activity. The record is from RefSeq and is a predicted model, not a curated record. NCBI's taxonomy places the organism in Eukaryota, Metazoa, Chordata, Actinopteri, Cypriniformes, Cyprinidae.
CAACAAUGAGCCGCUGCACAACUUUCCAACAGGAGUUUGGAAAAGCAGCUUUUUAGUAAACAGCUGCUGUUAUUAAAAUUGAAGGUUUUCACGUUUUUACUGCACGUGUUGUCUUUCUCAUAAGUGUACAGUUGUGAAGUACAGAGUGAUCUAUGGAGUUCCCAAAGCUCCCUCCUCACUCCGGCUCUGUGUUAUCAGUAGUGGACAUGCACACAGGUGGAGAGCCGCUGCGCAUUAUCCUGAGCGGGUAUCCGGAGGUAAAGGGGGACACCAUCCUUGCCAAACGACGGUAUGUGAGAGAGCAUCUGGAUCAUCUUCGCAAGCUCUUAAUGUUCGAGCCCCGUGGUCACUACGAUAUGUACGGAGCCCUGCUGGUCAAAAGUGAGUUAGCAGAGGCUGAUCUUGGCGUCUUGUUCAUGCACAACGAAGGGUACAGCACCAUGUGUGGCCACGCUGUCAUUGCUCUCGGGCGCUUUGCGGUAGACUAUGGCUUGAUUAAGGAGCCCACUUCACCAGAGACGCAGAUAAACAUACACUGCCCCUGCGGCUUAGUGAAGGCCUUUACACAGUAUUCCAAUGGGAAAACUGGAGCUGUCAGAUUCCACAGUGUGCCAGCCUUUGCUUUCGCUACAGAUGUGAGUGUCUCAGUACCAGGAUAUGGGUCCGUCACUGUGGACAUCAGUUAUGGUGGAGCUCUUUAUGCUUUUGUGAGUGCUGAGAAGUUUGGGUUGGACGUCAGCAAGUCUAAAACCAGAGAUUUGGUGGAUGCAGCCACUGCUGUGAGUGAUGCUGUCAAAUCCCAGGUAAAGCUGUACCAUCCAGUCAGUGAGGAUCUGGCAUUCCUCUAUGGCACAAUUCUUACUGAUGGCAAAGAUGCUUUUUGUGAAGAGCCAACGGCCAAUGUGUGUGUGUUUGCUGAUGCACAGGUGGACAGAAGCCCUACGGGAUCAGGCGUCACUGCUCGUAUAGCUCUUCAAUACCAUAAAGGCCUGAUCGGACUCAACCAGACCAGAAACUUCAAGAGUGGAGCAACAGGAUCAGUGUUUACAGGAAAAGCAAUAGAGGAGACCAUGUGUGGGGACUUCAGGGCUGUGGUAGUGGAGGUCACAGGUCACGCUCACUACAGCGGUGUGGCCAGCUUCACCCAAGAGAACGACGACCCUCUGAGUGGAGGCUUUCUUCUGCGCUGACUCAGCGGACUGGAAGGAACUGAAAUUCCUGCUUCCAAUCGCAGGUAGUGUAAGAAACGGUUUCUGAGGUUGAGAACGUGGAUCUUCUGAUGUAGGUUCUUUGCAAAGAAAAUCAUGUUUAGAUGUGACUGUUACACACGUGGCUAUAACUAAAUAAAUGUAUGUAAACUAUUUGACAAAUAUGACUUUGCAAUUGCUAAUAAUGCCCACCAGGGGACAUCCUCUGACUAUAUUUACCCCAGCAUUGGAGGAACAGUGUGGCGACACUGUUUUUAAUCAUAUUUUAAUUCAUUUUGGAAUUUUGUAAUUCCAUUCACGGUAUUACCACUCACUAAUCAGGAGACUUAAAUUGACAGCAUAACAGAUAUUACUAUUCAGAUUCUUCCAUUUAUUCUUAUGAUUCAUCUUACAACGGAAGGUUGUGUUUUCCUUAAAUUAUAAAAGUCCAAUGGAGGUAUCUUACACUGAAAAAGGAAACUCUGUUACACCAUACAACUAGGCUGCUGAUUAAAAAAAAAAAAAAACAGGAGAGAAGGAAGAACGUAAGGGAAGAAGAGUAUUGCCUUGAUCCAGUUACUUACAGAUCAUUUUAAAUAUGACUACAUUUCACAUGAGAAGUCCUCAGACAGAGAGACCAACACUUGACAUCAGAAACUGCAUAGAGUCUGUACAAUGACCGUCCACAGUGUUUAAGACAACAUGGGCACCAGAGGCCCCUAAAAACACACCUUUAUAAAAAUCAUUCCCAGUCAUCCUGUACCGGUUAUCACAAUGCAGUCUUCUUUCUGAAUAAGCAACCCACAGCCCUGGUUAUUGAUGUCAGUAAUGUUCCUUAAAAACACUCUAUAUGUAUUAUUUAAAAAAAAAAAACAAAAAAAACAAACAC